This is a messenger RNA of Letharia columbiana, 291 nucleotides long. RefSeq lists its product as uncharacterized. Bases 1 to 291 code for a protein of 96 amino acids. NCBI's taxonomy places the organism in Eukaryota, Fungi, Ascomycota, Lecanoromycetes, Lecanorales, Parmeliaceae. The transcript has a single exon. The record is from RefSeq and is a predicted model, not a curated record.
AUGCAAGUGGCCAAGGGCUCAGACACCAUCAACUUGACUUUCCGAGGCGCCGCUUCCUCCGAGCUGCAUGCUUCGCACCACAUGUCUGGCAUGAGGGUCAGGAUGCUCCAGCGCACCUACCAGACAAUCGCGAAAGAAUUCAAACUCACACAGAAGAGCGGUUUCAGACAAAAGUUGGGUGGGGUGGAGGGCCCUAUCUACGUGUGCUACCCACCUCAUGGUCUGGCCCUCAGUGGAGGCCGCGCUAUUGUAGGAUUCUAUGAGGAAGGCCACGAAGAUGACGAUGAUUGA